AUGGACCUUGAGGAAAGCUGUACGAUAUCCAAAAAGACCAUGAUAACCAAAAUUUUCAAAGUUCGUAAAAGGAGAGAGAUGCUGUUUGUGCAAGUGUGUUUCAUCUGUAGUAUCCUGUUCAUGGCAUGGUGUAUGUCAGCGUUUCUCACUAAAACAGGGCAUGGGAUGGUCCUGCGAGAGGGAAUCAUCGCACCCACAGAUCACCUGGGACGGAGGUUAAUGGCGACCGCAGGGGACAAUGAGACGGAGGAGAAAAACUGCACAGACCCGGCUGUCCAUGAGUUCCCUGAGGACUUGUUCACCAACAGAGAACGCACAAGAGGAGCCGUCCUGCUGCAUAUAUUUGCGGCUCUCUACAUGUUCCUGGCUCUGGCCAUUGUCUGUGAUGACUACUUUGUGACAUCGCUGGAGAAAAUCUGUGAGAAACUGCACCUCAGUGAGGAUGUAGCUGGAGCCACCUUCAUGGCAGCUGGAAGUUCUGCUCCAGAGCUGUUUGCCUCUGUCAUAGGUGUGUUCAUCACUCACGGAGAUGUGGGGGUGGGCACCAUAGUGGGCUCAGCUGUCUUUAACAUCCUGUGCAUCAUCGGGGUGUGUGGCAUCUUCGCUGGGCAGGUCGUCUUCCUCACCAAGUUUGCUGUGUUUCGAGACUCCACAUAUUACAUUUUAUCUGUGGUGGCCCUGAUCGCAUUCAUUUACGAUGAGAAGAUUGUGUGGUGGGAAAGUUUGGUGCUGGUAGUAAUGUAUGCUGGCUACAUCAUCAUCAUGAAAUUCAACUCCACCAUGCAGAACUACUUUACUGGGAAGGAUGAUAAGAGUGUUGCUAAUGGUAACGCAGUGACCAGUGAGCUGGAGGAUGGUAAUGCUUGCUUUGUCAAUGUUUGGGAUGAUCCAUCAUGGCCGCUACUCAGUCCAGUGAAACCCAAUAAGAUGUACAGCCGUGGCUCUGUGGUCAUGGUGGAUGAGAUGAUGAAUUCCAGUCCUCCAAACUACCGCUUUCCUGAGGCUGGUCUCCGUGUUAUGAUCACCAACCACUUUGGGCCUAAGACACGGCUGCGCAUGGCAAGCCGCCUCAUCAUCAACGAGCAACAACGUCUGGUGCAGGUGUCUAAUGGGCUGGAUGGCACAGUAGUGGCUGAUGGAAAAGCUGACACUAUGGAGAAUGGCAAUGUGCCAGAGGACAAGCUGGCAGAGGAAGAGGAGACAGAGUUCUCGUCUCCCUUCAGCAUACCUGGGGGCGCCAUGAACAAAGUGAAGUGGAUCAUAUCAUGGCCCAUAUUAGUACUGCUGUUCUUUACUGUGCCGAACUGUGCCAAACCACGCUGGGAAAGGUUCUUUAUGCUGUCCUUCUCUCUGUCAACUCUGUGGAUAGCUGUCUUCUCCUACUUCAUGGUGUGGAUGGUCACCAUUAUUGGAUACACGUUGGGAAUACCAGAUGUUAUUAUGGGAAUUACGUUCUUGGCAGCUGGCACCAGUGUACCCGACUGUAUAGCUAGCCUUAUAGUCGCUCGACAAGGGCUGGGGGACAUGGCAGUCUCUAAUACUAUUGGCAGUAACGUCUUUGAUAUUCUGGUGGGGCUCGGUGUACCCUGGGGUAUUCAGACUAUGGCUGUCAACUAUGGCUCUGUGGUGCAGAUCAACAGUCGGGGAUUGGUGUACUCAGUAGUACUUCUGCUGGGCUCUGUGGCUUUAACUGUUCUGGGGAUCCAUGUGAACAGAUGGAAGUUGGACUUUAAGCUGGGUGUAUAUGUCCUUGUGCUCUAUGCUGUCUUCCUCUGCUUCUCCAUCAUGAUUGAAUACAACAUCUUCACCUUUGUCAACUUGCCCAUGUGUCAGGAGGACCUGUAGCACUGGGUUUAGUCCACA
Messenger RNA from Chanos chanos (milkfish), 1863 nucleotides. It is a transcript of the gene slc24a4a, whose product is annotated as solute carrier family 24 member 4a. Gene Ontology annotation, cellular component: plasma membrane. Gene Ontology annotation, biological process: intracellular calcium ion homeostasis; calcium ion transmembrane transport. Gene Ontology annotation, molecular function: calcium, potassium:sodium antiporter activity; calcium channel activity. Bases 1 to 1845 code for a protein of 614 amino acids. The record is from RefSeq and is a predicted model, not a curated record. The transcript has 17 exons. Lineage: Eukaryota; Metazoa; Chordata; Actinopteri; Gonorynchiformes; Chanidae.